AUGAAGCCAGAAGGUGGGGAUGGCUGGAAGGGCAAUUUUGCAGUGCACAGCAUUUGCGAUCCUACUCCGGAAGCACUGUCCCGAAGUACAGAUUUAGGGACUGAGGCUCUCUGUAUGAUGCAGGGAGUUGGAGAGACAGAGCAGUUGUAUACUCCGAGUGAAUGGAAGCAUCUGAGCACCAGCUAUGUAGCAAGUGAACAGGGAGAUCUUUUGACAGAACAUGAAUCCAGGGGAGAAACAAUUUUCCGAGAAUAUCUGACACACCAAGGGACAGUAGUAAAGCCCUAUAGCUGGCAGACACAGAACCAAAUAUGUGCUGUGUCCUACCACAUGUGGACAGAUGAAGAAGCAAGAGUCCUUUACGCAGAAUUUCACCAGGCCUUUGGAUUCCACCAUCUUCUCUUCUACGAGCUGCGGAGCUUCUCAGGCACAGUAGUCCAAAAAGGCCAUUCUACGAACUGUACAGACCAAGACAGCCACCCAGAAUCUAUGCUCUUCGAGGUGGAUGGUUAUCUGGAUUCACUGACACGUGCCCACGAAAACACGGGACACAUCAUCGUCUACUCAAAUUACCCUUCUUGUAAUGAGGCUUACCACUGCUGCGUAAGAAAGAUCAAUCACUUCUUGCUAAAGUACCCCAAAGUCGCACUCUGCCUCUGUUUCUCUCAGCUUCAUCAUGCCGAGGACAGCUUUGCCACCGCUGCAUGGCACUGCCAAGCUCUGUGGAGCCUUUCCGGUCUGCGGCCUCAGGUGACACUGCCCCCACUGCCGGCGGGGACGUGGUGUCACCUCCUUUCCAGUUUCAUCUACAGCAUCCCUGGGUCAACGCUUUAUCAGCCAGCUACACCACCAGGAACCUCAACAGAUCAACAUAAUCCACAUCAAAUCAACAACUUAACAGUAACAGAACCGUAUUUUAGGAAAGCAUGUCCACAAGCAAUGCAGGGAAAGCCUGCUGUGCAGCAAAACUUAAAGACCUUUUCUUUUUCUAGCCCUGCCUUCCAAAAGCCUUUACAAGUGAUGAAAGGCAGUCUGCCACCUCUGAUGUCUCAAAGCCACUUGGUGCUUUUCCCACGCAUGUUUCUGCCCUCUCAGAGGGAACAUCUAUACCCCAGAUCUAAAAAUAUUGUACGGCAUUUAAAAAUGCCAAAUGAAUUAUUCAAUGAAACUAGUAAUUAUGAAACAUUUCCAAGCAGCAGACACCUAUGCUGAAGAUAACAGAAUUCAAACCACUUUAAGGUCAGAAAACCUGGAUUGAAAAUGGAAAAAAAAAUGCUAAAGUCACUUCUCAGGAAAGUUAAUCCAUAGAACCGUGGACCUCAAAUCAGUAAUUACAAAGACAACACCCUUUUAUUUUAGACUUACACCUCUCCAAUAUAAACCUACUGCAGUACUAACAGAACCUCAGUAUCUUCUGGUUACCUCCUACAAUCAAUUUAUUGUUCUCCAGCUAACAUCUGCUGGAAAACAGCAUGUGCACAAAGGCCACCACUGCAGUCUCUGCCUGGGGCCUCACAGCUGAGGUGGCUUUGGUGGAAGGUACGGAGCAGCCUCAACUCCUCCGCCAGCAGGAGGGUGGGUCCGCAGGGGAGAUGCCUCUUCCUACACCUGGCUCCUUAAUAACAGUUUGUACACGUAGCAGUGGUAUGUAUGGCUUUUCUAGGGCUGCCACAUGCAUUCAGAGGAACUUCACGAAGUUGUGUCACUUCUACUAAGAAAUAUCCGAUAGGGUAAGGUAGGUAACAGAGAUCUACACAGAGAUCUACACAUGGUUUACAUAGGAAAAAACAGAUUCCUGUCACUUAUAGGGGAAGAAAGUCAAAUUAAACGCUGGAGCAGCACUUUGGCUUCGUGGUGCGACAUGUCUGUUACUGAAGCCCGACAGAGCGGGACAGCUGGAGCCAGAAGAGCCCCGCUCCCCACGAGGGCUCUGGGGCACCACCACCGAGCCCCGCACUCCCCUCACGGCUGACGCGGGUGCGCCCGGGGGCGGGAAGCCGGCCCCGCCUCCGCCCGCCU
Molecule: messenger RNA, 2019 nt
Organism: Cygnus olor (mute swan)
Lineage: Eukaryota; Metazoa; Chordata; Aves; Anseriformes; Anatidae
Gene: APOBEC4
Product: apolipoprotein B mRNA editing enzyme catalytic polypeptide like 4
Source: RefSeq, a predicted model, not a curated record